Messenger RNA from Agrilus planipennis (emerald ash borer), 1942 nucleotides. RefSeq names its product DNA-directed RNA polymerase III subunit RPC3 (gene Polr3C). Gene Ontology annotation, cellular component: RNA polymerase III complex. NCBI's taxonomy places the organism in Eukaryota, Metazoa, Arthropoda, Insecta, Coleoptera, Buprestidae. Bases 386 to 1927 code for a protein of 513 amino acids. Gene Ontology annotation, biological process: DNA-templated transcription. The record is from RefSeq and is a predicted model, not a curated record. The transcript is spliced from 6 exons. Gene Ontology annotation, molecular function: single-stranded DNA binding.
UUGUUGACAGUCAUAGAUAAUAGUCGGUGUCUCCAGCAUGGGUUGAUCGUAUUUUAAUUUUUUUAAAUUGGAUUAGAUUAUUUUUUUUUAACUUUCAAAAGGAAGGACUAACUGACUAAUAGAGUUUGUUCGUUGCUUAUAAUACUCGCCUUGAUAAUGAUAGCAAGGAAACUAAAGAAAGCAUACAAAUAAAUGCAACUCUAAUUGCAUGAACACUAUGAUGGUUGCAUAAGUUAGGCAUUGCAAUAUUUACAGUAUGUUUACAAUUAAAACUUUUAGUUAAAUAGUUUUCCUGGAAAUAACAAUGGUACCCAAAAUUCUAACCUGGUCUAACCUUACUUUGUAGUCUUUAUUUAAUGUGUUUGGAACAAGUAAUAAAAGAAUAAUGUCUUCGCAAUAUGGGAAAGUAAUUUCCUUUAUUUUAUUGGAAAGGUUCGGUGAGAUUGUGGAGAAAGUGGGCAGCUGUUUAUUUCAUUAUGGUUCAAGCCCCCUUUUGUACAUCAAAAAGUACACUAAUCUCCCUCUUUCUCAGGUAAAAGAAGCCUUAUGUAUUCUUAUAAAAUACAAUUUAGUAACAUUUGUUCCCAACAAAAAUGAAAACAUUGCCAAUUAUUCAUUAAAGUGUGAAAACAUAUUCCUAAUGCUUCGUUAUCCAAAAUAUAUAAUUCUUAUUAAGAAAAAAUUUGAGGAUGAAGGUGAAGUUAUCUUAGAAGAGGUUCUUUUAAGUGGAUUUUCUUCAGCUUCUGAAAUAAUAUUCAAAUCAUUUAAUAGACUUAAAGAAAUGGAAAACAAAACUAUAAGUGAAGUACAACUAAGAGAUGUAUUUAUGGCUCUUGUUACUGCUCAAUAUUUAAUGAGAAUUUAUAUACCUGAAGGAAAUAAAGCGGUUCCACAAUUGGAAAUUUCUGAAAAAGAUAAAUUUAUAUUUCCUUCCAUUGAAGCUAUUGAAGUAAAGAAUUUAAUAGAAAAGAAUAUUCCUCUGAAACAAGAAAGUUAUUGGACUAUCAAUUUUGAUAGAUUCCAUCAGGAUUUACGAGAUAAACUAAUUAUUAGUGCUAUCACAAAAAAAAUUGAUGAAAAUGCAGGGGAACUGAUGAAAACUUUUCUUGAACAAAUGUAUAUAAGGACAACUGCCUGGGCUGACACAUCAAAUCCUAUACCUAUACAAGAAGUGAAAAAUGUUAUUAAGAAAAAAAACUCCCUUCAUGUUCUUUCUGCUUUCCUUGAUCAGUAUAUCAAUGUUAUGGAACAAGACUAUUGUAAAAUGAUUAGAAAAUUUGGAGAAGCAGGAGGGGGUUCCUAUCAGAUAUACUUAAAGGAUAUAAUAAUUCAUUUGGUGUGGGAAACAAUAGAACAAAUUGUUCUUGAAAAGUUUGACUCGAAAGCAGCAAGAAUAUUUCGUUUAAUAAGAUUAAAGAGUUAUAUUGAACCAGAACAGAUACAACAACUAGCUAUGAUACCGGCUAAAGAAGCCAAACGUCUCUGCUAUCAAUUGUUGGAAGAAAAUUUUAUAAAAGUACAAGAAUUGAGAAAAUCUAGUUCUAAUUCAGGACCAACCAAGUCUUUUAUUUUUUUUAAUAUACAAAUUGCUCAAGUAGUUAGAAUGGUACUAGAAUUGUGUUAUAAAUCAUUGUACAAUGUAAUGACUAGAAGGCUCAGUGAGAAAAACGUAAAUAAACGAAUUAUUGAUAAAAAGCAGAGAGUUGAUACAAUUAUGCUCGGAAUGAAAGUGCAAGGGGCUACUGAAGAACAGUUGGCAGAUAUUGAGGAAAUGAUUACUCCACCUGAAAAAGAAUUACUAGGAAAAAUAGGGAAAACGAUGAAGAAAUUAAAUUUGGUGGAACUUGAAUUAGAUGAUACCGUUUUCUUAUUGGAAUUAUUUUUACGUUAUACCUAUAACCAAAUAUUGAACUUUAUAAAUAUGUAGGGCAUAGAAUUUUUC